GAGAAUUACCUACGCGUCUCAUUGGCAGAAAAACCUCCUGUCUGGGGUUACAGCACUGGCUACGAUGUCGACGGAGAGGCUCUAGAGCAGCUGACAAGCAAGCUGCAGGUUCAACGGAAAGCAGUACUGUUAAGGCUGUUUGCUGUCGCCCUACGCAAAGAAGAGGGGUUAGCCGAGGCCUCCGCUGAGGAGGAGGAGGAGGAAGAAGAAGACGAAAAGGAAGACGCGGAGGAGGGCAGCGAUGAUGGCGCUGAAGAUGAAAAAGAAGACGAUGCUGAUGAUAGUUCUGCGGAGGAAGUCGAGGAGAAGGAGAAUCGGCAGAGAAAGAGGUUUGCUUACGAAUGUGUUUUUUAUGAACUGACUAAAAAGGCGACUUUUCAAGCGCAUUUUGAGCUUUGGAACUCGUGCAAGAGUCUCCGUCAGAAAUAA
Messenger RNA from Dibothriocephalus latus, 429 nucleotides. The record is from the annotation of a GenBank genome assembly. NCBI's taxonomy places the organism in Eukaryota, Metazoa, Platyhelminthes, Cestoda, Diphyllobothriidea, Diphyllobothriidae.